AUGCGUUGGCUUUCAAGCAUCCUAAUAGCCCUUGUGGCGACAGCCUCUGUCUCUGACGCUAUCAACACCAGCGACAAGGACAUGGAAUGCACCGACGGCCUUUACAUCGUCGUCGCCAGAGCCACAAACGAGCUGCCCGGCCCAGGUGAAAGCGGACGCAUCGCCAACCGUGUGGCCGACCGCAUUCCCGGAUCCAAAGUUGUUGGCCUUGAUUAUCCGGCCCAGUUUAUCCAACCCUUCUACAUUGAUUCGCAGAGAAAAGGUCAGGAGGCCCUCAAGGCAGUCCUGGAGGACUACGUCGACAAAUGUUCCAAGGGGAAAUUUGCAGUGAUUGGUUACUCUCAGGCUGAUCAACGAAACAAACAGGGUGCUCAGGUCACUGAGGACAUCAUCUGCGGAACCAGCGGAGGUCUCUUCAGCAAGGUCGAGCCAAUCAGUUUGAAAAUAGCCCAAAGCAACUUGAUUGCAGGUAUUCUCUUUGGCGAUCCGACACACGUCAAAGGCUCCAACUUCAACUUUGGCACUGCCCCAUACAGCGGCAUCUGGAACCGCAAAUCGAGCAGUGUCGACCGUUGCGAGUCCCUUUCCGAUCGCAUCCGGUCCUACUGCGACAAGGGCGAUGCGUUCUGCGACAAGGGGUCCGCUGUCGACGAGGAGGUACAUCGUGCAUAUGUGAAGCUCUACGGUGAUGAAGUCGUUGACUUCAUUGCCCAGCGCUGGGAAAACGUCACGGGAAGCAGUCCGAGGCGGGAAAGUGCCGAGAGCAUCAAGAGGUGGGGAGGGCCAAACAGCUCAACCUACAACGGGAGCACCCAAAUUUCCGGUGACAAGACCGGCGGCGGUGGUUCUGAGAAUAAUUCGAACAAGAGCAAUACCAAUAACGGCGAGGGCGGGAAUCCAGAUGCUGAAGAGGGGGCUGCUGCCAGUCUCCGACUCAUUGCCGGCUUGAUCCAUGCCGGGUUACCACUGUUCAUUCUCUGUCUGUUUCACAUACUUCAUUAA
Clonostachys solani is the source of this 1002-nucleotide messenger RNA. The record is from the annotation of a GenBank genome assembly. Lineage: Eukaryota; Fungi; Ascomycota; Sordariomycetes; Hypocreales; Bionectriaceae.